GCCUGGAGCAAGGAUCAGCGGGGAGAGAGAGCGCUGCGUGUCUCCUCCUUUGAACCGACGCUCUGAGUCUGCAUCAACAUCCCGGCGUGGGGACCCUUCGGCGGUGUGCGUCGGCGCACCAUGGCCCAGACCCUCCAGAUGGCGAUCCCAAACUUUGGCAACAAUGUCUUAGAGUGUCUCAAUGAGCAGCGGCUGCAAGGCCUCUACUGCGAUGUCUCCGUGGUGGUUAAGGGCCAUGCCUUCAAGGCCCAUCGAGCUGUGCUGGCUGCAAGCAGUUCUUAUUUCCGGGACCUUUUCAGCAACAGCGGAGGUGGCAGCAGCAAUGAGACGAGCCCGACCGUCGUGGAGCUCCCAUCGGCUGUGCAGCCCCAGAGCUUCCAGCAGAUUUUGUCUUUCUGCUACACAGGCCGUCUCAGCAUGACGGUGGGGGACCAGUUUUUGCUCAUGUAUACCGCCGGCUUCCUGCAGAUACAACAGAUCAUGGAGAAGGGCACCGAGUUCUUCCUCAAGGUCUCCUCUCCAAGCUGCGACUCACAGGGCCUUCAAGCCGAGGAGGCCCCGCCUUCGGAGCCCCAGAGCCCGGUGAAGCAGACCAGUAACGGUGCGGGCCGGCCUGCCUCAUGCCUGACGCCACUCCCUCUGGUAUCACGGGUGAAGACUGAGCAGCCCUCUAGCCAGCCGGAAGCGUCCACUCCUUACUCGGUGGUCUGCACUCCCGUAGCCAAGCGGCUGUGGGAGGGAGGCAGCAGCCGAGAUGGAAGUGGGACAGGCUCAGGGGGAGGAGGCGGGGCCAGGAAGGCAGCCCGUUAUUCCCAUGAGGCGGCGCGGGGCAGUGCCAUUCAGAGCCCCGCGGCCCUCGGACUGGCCAUGGGUAUGGGCGCCAACGUAACCAGCCUGUUGGGCAUGGUGGCCAGCGGCGGGCUCAGUGGCAGCGCCGGCACCAAUGGGAGCGCCGCUGCAGGCCUCGGCAUGUCAGAGGGCGCCAGCCCCGGCACCCUGAGCACCUACGCCAGUGACUCACCGAUCAGCUACCAUGACGAUGAAGAAGAGGAAGAGGGGACGGAUGAAUGUGCUGAAGAGCAGUACAGGCAAAUCUGCAACAUGUAUACCAUGUACAGCAUGCUCAAUAUGGGAGCUGCAGCAGCUGGUGAGCGUGUGGAGGCUCUCCCAGACCACACAGAGACACGGGGUCGCAUGCGAGGCCGAGACCUCACAUGCCUCCCCGUAGAACUCAUUGCUCAGAUCGGCAACCGCUGUCAUCCCAAACUGUACGAGGAUGGAGACCCUGCUGAGAAACUGGAGUUAGUCUCAGGUACUUCUGUGUAUAUCUCGCGGGCCCAGCUGAUGAACUGUCAUGUGAGCGCAGGGACCAGACACAAGGUGCUGCUUCGGAGGCUGCUGGCCGCCUUCUUUGACAGGAAUACUCUGGCCAACAGCUGUGGAACAGGCAUCCGUUCAUCCACCAAUGACCCGAGCCGGAAGCCCCUGGACAACAGAGUUCUACAUGCGGUCAAAUUCUAUUGUCAGAACUUUGCCACCACCUUCAAGGAGAGCGAGAUGAACGCCAUCGCCGCCGACAUGUGCACCAACGCCAGACGCGUAGUCCGUAAGAGCUGGAUCCCCAAGCUGAAGCUGCUGAUGGCUGAGAGCGACGCCUACACUGCUUUCCUUCCCGACGGGGUCAAGAUUGAGGAUGACGCCCUGGGGGCGGAUCCAGCCUUCGAACCCGCCUCUCUGGAGGCCGCCGGCGGUGCUGGCAUGGAGUCUGGUGGGUCUUCAGGUGAAUCGUUACCAGGUGUAGGCGGGGACGGAGGACCGUUAUUUUGAACAUUGUGUCCGGGGAAGUUUGAAAUUUGGUGACACACACACACACACACACACCCACACAAGUAUUCCCCAGUUCUGCUUGCCACUUCACUUUUUGGCCCACACUGAUCUCUCACAUCUGACUAUAUAUACUACACUGCUAGGGUCAACAGCUGUUGUCACCCUGAUGUAACCAGGACAUGAAAACUUAAACUUUUGCUUUAUGACUGUACAAUGGAGUUAGUCGAGUUAAGGGAGAGAAUGAGAGGGUUUUCUCCUAACUGCCCUCUGCCUCCCCUUGUCUUUUUAAUGUGUGUAAGUGCAUCCACUGUUGCAUAUGAAAUACAUUCCCUUAAAUGCAGGUGAUGGGGUGAGUUACCAGUGUAGCCUGAGGAGGAAGGUAUGGCUUGAUAGACAGGCUAGGAGUUGAGGUGGCGAGUACGCUGAAUGUAAGUGUCGGUGGCAUUGUAUUCUACGCAACCCUGACGACUUGUUUUCCAGCCUGGGAAAAGGGAAUUAAAUUAAAAAUAUAUCCAAUAGUAAACAUUAACACUACCUGUUCUUCCUCCCCUCGCAUCUUCCACUCACCACCCUGCAAGUAUUCUUCACCACAUCAUCUUUCUCUAGACCAGAGAAUUGCACCUGAGUGUUUCACUGUGCAGUGUCUGAUAGAAAUGUAUCUCAUCUUUCUGUUUUAUAGUUUUUUAGCAUGUUUCUCCAUCUUUGAACUGAAAAAAAAAGGAUCCAGAGUGAAGGGGAAAGCUUUUUACUGAGAUGAUUGUAUUGAACAUUUGAAGGGCAAAAGGUAAUCAAAGAUGGUCAUUUUUUUUAGAAGAAAAACUAUAUUUAUACAAGUGCCCAUGCCUGGAACGGUGUGAGCAAAGAGAGUGAAAGGGAUUGUUUUAAAAUCUCGAUCUUCAUGUUCUAUUGAAAGAGGUCUUGUCAAAUAUGGAAAAGUGCUAUUUUUGCAUUAAAAAAUGAGUUUAAUAAAGCAGUCUUAUCACAAGACCCAUAGCCAUUAAUUUUUUUAUCUUAAUUUGAAAGUGCGGAGUGAUGGAAUGAGCAGUCGAACUGCUAAAUUUUAAGCAUUUUAUCUUCUGUUCACGAGCAUAGAAUAAUAAUGAGACUGAUUCAGCUUGUUGUUGUUGUCUAUGAUCUCCAUUUGUUAGGUUGUGAACCUGCAAUGUGUGCCUCCUUCAAUAAAACAUUGGCCCACGAUUUCAAAGAUUACUGGUAGAAAUAUAACAGUUAUAUUGAUCUGACAACUGUUAGUUUAUUCUUUUGUACUGAAAUUCUUAAAAAUAAACUGCAACAUCCACAGGAAAUAAUUAUGGAAUAUUGGAAUGUGCCUUUUUAAUUGAAUAAGCAGACGCCUGGUGGGUACAGUGAUGUCAUGAGGAGGCCAUAUUGCUUGAAGCAAAUGGAUUUUAUGGUACUAUCCAUGUGUGUGCAAAGCGGUUCUUUGGUAAAGAAGGAGAGCCUUUUUGCGCAGCUGUGUCAUUUUAGUAUGUAGUUUAUUCAUGUAUCUAAUAAGGAAAUAAAAAAAAAUUGGCUGACAGUUUUAUUUUAAGAGUUUGGCAUAACAUGAUUUUGCACCUUCCAUGGGAGUGGAGGUUUCUGCACCUUAAUGAACCUGCACCUUUAAACAUUGUGUAGCAAUUGAACCCCUUUAGGUGGAAUUUGUCUUCUUUGGUUUCAUUUCUGCAUGUGUUAAUUGUUUCGAAGUGGCACACAUUCCUACUGUAAAUAAUCAAGAUGACUGUUGAGUUAAAUCCCAAGUGUUCUUCCUUUUCUGUUGCUGGAUGCAUCUGAUUAUGAAAGGUCAAAAACUGACCUUUUUUAUGUGUACGGUGGUGUUCGCUAGAAGCUUCUUACAUGACCUCUUGGGAGUUUAGCACAGGGAUUCGUCAUUCCUCGUGCCGAUGGAUAGAAGGGAAAAUGGCCCGGGUAUGACUUAGAAAAGUGAAAGACUCUCACAGACUGAUUACUUUCUCCUUCUGGAGGGGCAUUUCUAACACGGUUCGAUUCUCUGAAGAAAGGUACAGGGUAAAAAGAAAAACGGGAAGACAUCGCUAUGUCUUAAUUUAAGGCAGUUGAGUCAAUCUUAUUAAAGAAAUAAAAGUUUGACCUGAUGAUUUAUGGACGGAACACAAAUGCAGUAACUUGUAAGUAUUCUCUAAAGGGUAAUGACAACAAAACCUCAGCAAGCGCUCCAUUUGACUGUUGCUGCCACAUGAGCACCCCUCCCCCACAUACCUCUCCAGUGUCUUUGAAGACCGUUGUGCUUCCUGUCCUUCAUGCAGCUGGUGUCAUGUUUCACUUCCAGUUUAUUCAUGCAUUUCAGAAAGAGGCAAAGCAGCGGUUUUAGGUGGUUUAAAAUUAAUAUGUACAUUCAAUUGGCUUUUAACUUGUCCAAGUUAACCAUUCAGCUCAGAUUACAUUUUCAUGUUCUUCCCCAAUAAUUUCAGAAUUUAUGACAAGACUUCAUGUCAUUUCAGACUUUAAAUAUAUCAAACUAAAGGUUUUCCAAAUAAAUCCAUUAUUAUAAAUUCACAUUCAAUCUAGCAAUGGAAAUAUAUUAUUUUCUUUAUAGCAUGAUGGCUACUAAAUCUGUCAAUGUUUCUGCCUAAAAAUACCAGGUAUGACAAUUGCCAAUUUCAUUAAUACAGCGCUGUUAUUGAGUGUGUCCUUUACAGAGGUAUUUGGAAAAUCAGAGUGCAAUUGCCAUUGAUCCCCUUAGAAGAAUACAAGUUGAAAAUGUAAACCAUAGGGAAGAUUUUAAAGCGAGGCACAACUUAACUUAGUUUCUUUCAGUAACCAUAGUGACCUACUGAACUGAAUGAGCCUCGAGUAGAAUAACUAUGGUUAUUGUACCUGUCGAUGUUAAGUUCUCACUUCACUCACAACCAUCUGCAAUAGGUGUGCAAGUGUGGUUGUGUUACCAUUUGUGUGAAUUUGAGAAUAGAAUGAUGUCAUGCUUCUUUUUUUCAGUAAGUUCUUAGCCCAUUGCAAUUUCUUUACCAUUUAACAUGUGUUUACAACACUUGUAGACCUACACACUUGAAUAGAUGAGGUGUGGCACGGCAUGGGGAACCUUUUGUCACUAAACAGUACAUAUAUAAAUAUGAUUAUACACAUGUAUAGAUAAAUACUGUAUAUUAUAUAUAGACGCACACAUAGAGGUCAGAUUGUUUGUUGUGCACUCGCAGCAUGAGGUAUAUAUUUACCCAGAAAUGGCGCUUCUUCACAACCUGUGCAGUAAUUGGUCUGCCCAUGUCUUUGCCCCUGCUCCUUGCCCUCUGUAACCCUGUAGCGCCAGUGGAUAUCCUGUCCUGCUCAUCCUAUUUCUAUCUGUGUUCCAAGUGCCAAUAACUUUGUGAAAGCCCUGUAACUGUGACCCAACAUUAUCAAAGGUAAUUGCACAUUAACAACUGUAAAAUAAAUAAAUACAAAUCAUAGAGAAAAUGUCAAAGUGGAUUAAAUAAUGAAUAUCUUAAUAAAAGAUUUGUAACAAUUUC
This is a messenger RNA of Pseudoliparis swirei, 5324 nucleotides long. It is a transcript of the gene nacc1a, whose product is annotated as nucleus accumbens-associated protein 1. Bases 121 to 1827 code for a protein of 568 amino acids. The transcript has 8 exons. Gene Ontology annotation, biological process: regulation of transcription by RNA polymerase II. Lineage: Eukaryota; Metazoa; Chordata; Actinopteri; Perciformes; Liparidae. The record is from RefSeq and is a predicted model, not a curated record. Gene Ontology annotation, molecular function: RNA polymerase II cis-regulatory region sequence-specific DNA binding; DNA-binding transcription factor activity, RNA polymerase II-specific; protein binding.